This is a messenger RNA of Zophobas morio, 2256 nucleotides long. RefSeq names its product sodium-coupled monocarboxylate transporter 2-like. The coding region runs from base 157 to 2046 and encodes 629 amino acids. The record is from RefSeq and is a predicted model, not a curated record. The transcript has 6 exons. Gene Ontology annotation, biological process: sodium ion transport; transmembrane transport. Gene Ontology annotation, cellular component: membrane. Gene Ontology annotation, molecular function: symporter activity. Lineage: Eukaryota; Metazoa; Arthropoda; Insecta; Coleoptera; Tenebrionidae.
CAUUAGUAGCAACGUAUUUAAAAAUGCAUGCAAAACGGUGGCCUUUAAGUUAAAAAUCCAUUCAGGGUUAAAAAAGAUAACCUGGGUAAACUUCUGCUUGCUACUUAAAGUCGUGCGAAAGCAAGAUUGUAGCGACUUGUAGUACUAACUUCAAACAUGACGUCUCCAGACCAGAUGGGUGCAGAAAUUGCAACAAAAGUGUUACCAAAUGUGCUGGAAAACGUGGCACAGUUAUCCUUCUCGUGGUACGACUACAUAUUUUUCUUUGUUAUGUUAGGUGUUAGUGCGUUAAUUGGAGUUUAUUUUGGCUGCUUCGGUACUAAACAAUCUUCAGCGGACGAGUACCUCAUGGGUAAUAAGAACAUGAAGGUUUUCCCUAUUUCUGUGUCGCUAGUCGCUAGUCAUGUGUCUGGAGUCACCCUUCUGGCUCUUCCAGCUGAUGUUUAUAUAUACGGAGCUAGCUUUUGGCUCUUCGUUCCCGCACUUGUAAUUGUUGGAACGUGUACCAUGUAUGUAUACCUUCCAGUGUUUUAUAAAUUACAAAUUACUAGUACUUACGAGUACUUGGAACGAAGAUUCGAUAGUACCAACAGGAUGUUUGCGUCCUUUUUGUUUUCAAUCGGUCUCUUCUUGUAUCUACCAGUAGUUAUUUAUCUUCCGGCUUUGGCACUAUCAGCAACCACAGGAAUCAAUCUUCACUACAUAACCCCACUUGUGUGUGGUGUUUGCAUUUUUUAUACAACUUUAGGAGGAUUGAAAGCGGUAGUUUGGACCGACACUAUACAAUUCACAGUUACCACAGGAGCUGUAUUCACGGUUGUAGUGAUUGGAAUUAGGACAGCAGGAGGUUUUGGAUCCAUUUGGUCAACAGCUCUGGAAGGACAUCGCCUAGAUAUUUUAGAUUUUGAUCUGGAUCCUACAAAACGCGACACUUUCUGGAGCAUUACCGCUGGUGUGUUGUCAUGGUGGCUCUCAAUGGCUGGAAUCCACCAAAGUUGUGUCCAAAAAUUCCUCUCCUUGCCCACUUUUCGCGAAGCAAAACUGUCCUUGCUUUACUUUAUGCUUGGUGUCGCAGUCGUCUGUUCCUUCAGCAUUUUCACAGGUUUGAUAAUGUUCGCAAGAUAUGCAAACUGUGAUCCUUUAUCGAUUGGAGCGGUGAAAAAGCACGACCAACUUCUCCCAUUCUAUAUUAUGGACGUAGCGUCUCAUAUUCCAGGUCUUUCUGGACUUUUCAUCGCUGGGAUUUUUUGUGCCGCUUUGAGCACAUUGUCAGCUAGUUUAAAUUGUCUAGCAGGAACGAUGUUUGAAGACUUUAUUUUAAAAGUGACAGGGCCUAUUAAAAAUGAAAGGACAACGACUUACAUUCUUAAGUUUUUGGUGCUGAUAACUGGAAUAGUUUGUACUUUGUUGGUGUUUGUGGUGGAACAUCUGGGAGGAAUUUUACCACUGGUUGUAAGCUUGGCAAGUGUAACUUCUGCACCUUUGUUAGGGCUGUUCACGCUUGGUGUUUUAUUUCCGAAAGUGUCCAGUAGAGGUGCUUUUUAUGGCUCCAUUGUUGGUCUUCUUUUCUCUUCGUGGAUUGUAGUGAUGGCUCAGUAUUAUAAAGCAAAUGGAAUGAUUCCAGAUGUUCACAAACCGGUGUCGAUUGAAGGAUGUUACGAUGUUAUUAAUUCAACAGAGAAUUUCCCUCCAACUCUCGAAAAUUUUACGACAGUCGACUUUUUAGCUGAUCAAAGCGAAGAGUUUUUUUAUGAUUAUUCCAGCAGUGAGGAAUAUAAAGACGAUGAACCUUUUAUUUUGUUCAGAAUUUCGCACUAUUACUACGGUCUGUUGGGAACAUCUGUAACUAUUAUUUGUGGUUUACUAUUCACUUAUAUGUUAGGGAAUGACGAUCCACCCGUACACCGAGAUCUUCUAAGUCCUGUCAUUUAUUUCUUACUUUCUGACAAGGAAGUGGAAAACUGUCCAACGAAAGAAUACUACAAACUGGACAAAGCUUCGCAUUAUGUUCUUAUGAAGGAAGAACUACAGAAGAUAAAACGUUGAAAUUUUAGUGUAAUUUAUCAAUAGUAUGCAAAAUGUUAUUUCUGGACCAGGCGCAUGUAAAAAAUCAUUGAAAAACGGCUAAAAAUGGCAUGAAAUUAAAAAUGGUUAAAAACGGUUAAAUUCGAGCAAAACUAUAUAUUUUAAAAGCCACCAGAGAGCUUAUAAAAUACCUUGUUUUUAAACACCUCAGAAUGGCUUUUUACUUCUGGA